Molecule: messenger RNA, 2915 nt
Organism: Thamnophis elegans (Western terrestrial garter snake)
Lineage: Eukaryota; Metazoa; Chordata; Lepidosauria; Squamata; Natricidae
Gene: ERMAP
Product: erythroblast membrane associated protein (Scianna blood group)
Exons: 5
Coding region: 522-1988 (488 amino acids)
Biological process (GO): innate immune response; positive regulation of canonical NF-kappaB signal transduction
Molecular function (GO): protein binding
Source: RefSeq, a predicted model, not a curated record
ACGAGCGCCUCAUCGGGCCGGCCGUGCGGGCCACUGUCUGACGUCACAAAUCCACCAUUGAAGACGCCGCGGCCUAGAGCGGCCUCCCCGCAGAGACAAGGAAAUGCAACGAGUGCCUCGCGCAGCGCUAAAGGCCAUUGGGGCAGGGCGGACACGGGCCAGUCUUUGUGACGUCACGAAUCCACCAUCGAGGACGCGGGCGGGCUAGAGCGGCCUCCCCGCAGAGGCAAGAAGUCCGACAAGCGCCUUUCGCCGCGCCAAAGGCCAUUCUAUGACGUCACGAAUCCACCACCGAGGACGGUGCGCAGCCUAGAGUGGCCACCCCGUAGAGCGUGAGGCCGGAAAUCCGUCCGUCGCUUCCGGAAACGAGCCGGAAGCCUUUUCAUUCUUACCGAGAAGCGGCUCCGAGACUGUCCGCUUUUCUAUUCUCUCUCUCGUUCUCUGGCCUAAUUUCCCUCCCCCGCCCGCAGCCGGCGCCUUCCGAGGACGAGGGCGGGCGGAGGGCCGAGGGAAGCGCCGCCAUGUCGGUCCCUGCCCCGGGCUGCAGCCUGAAGGACGAGCUGCUGUGCCCCAUCUGCCUGGGCCUCUAUCAGGAGCCGGUGAGCUUCGGCUGCGAGCACUACUUCUGCCGGCGCUGCAUCUCGGAGCACUGGAGCCGCCAGGAGGCCCAGGCGGCUCCGGCCCGCGACUGCCCCGAGUGCCGCCGGGCUUUCUCCGCCCCCGCCCUGGCUCCCAGCCUCAAGCUGGCCAACAUCGUCGAGCGCUUCACCGCCUUCCCGCCCGAGGCCGCCCUGGGAGGCGCCGGCAGGGGAGGCCGAGGCGGAGGGACGCCCUGCGGGAAAGCCCACGCCAAAGUCCGCCUCUUUUGCCUGACCGACCGCGCCGUCGUCUGCUUCUUCUGCGACCGGCCCGCCCUCCACGAGCAACACCAGGUCACCGGGCUGGACGAGGCCUUCGAGGAGAUGCAGAGGGAGCUGAAGGAGCAGCUGCAGACCCUCCAGGACAGCGAGCGUGGGCACACGGAAGCCCUGGUUCUGCUGAAGCAUCAGCUGGCCGAGACCAAGUCCUCGGCCAAGGGAUUGCGGGCCACCAUCGGUGAAGCCUUUGAGCGGCUGCAUCGGCUGCUCCGCGACCGCCAGAAGGCCAUGCUGGAGGAGCUGGAGGCCGACACGGCCCGGACUCUGACUGACAUCGAGCAGAAGAUCCAGCGCUACAGCCUGCAGCUGCGUAAAGUGCAAGAAGGUAGCCAGAUCCUGCAGGAAAGACUGGCGGAAACCGACAAGCACAACUUCCUGGCGGGCAUCGCCUCUCUCUCGGAGAGGCUGAAGGGGAAGAUCCACGAAACGAGUCUCACCUAUGAGGAUUUCCCCACAUCGAAAUACAUGGGGCCUCUGCAGUACACCAUCUGGAAAUCCCUGUUCCAGGACAUCCAGCCAGUGCCUGCCACGCUGACCCUGGACCCGGCCACCGCUCACCAGCGCCUGAUCCUCUCCGACGACUGCACCCUCGUCUCCUACGGCAACCUGCACCCGCAGCCGCUGCAGGACUCGCCCAAGCGCUUCGACGUGGAGGUCUCGGUGCUGGGCUCAGAGGCCUUCAAUGGUGGCAUCCACUACUGGGAGGUGGUGGUCUCGGAGAAGACCCAGUGGAUGAUCGGGCUGGCCCACGAGGCCGUCACCCGCAAGGGGAACAUCCAGAUCCAGCCCAGCCGCGGAUUCUACUGCAUCGUCAUGCACGACGGCAACCAGUACAGCGCCUGCACUGAGCCCUGGACGCGGCUGAACGUCAAGAGCAAGCUGGAGAAAGUUGGGGUCUUCCUGGAUUACGCCAAGGGGCUGCUCAUUUUCUACAACGCCGACGACAUGUCCUGGCUUUACACUUUCCGGGAGAAGUUCCCGGGGAAACUCUGCUCCUACUUCAGCCCCGGGCAAAGCCACGCCAAUGGGAAGAACGUGCAGCCGCUCCGGAUUAACACUAUCCGCAUCUGAGGACUCCCGGUUGCGGAACGGUGAAAUCGAUCCCGAUGCGGGCAACGCGUGAGCUGCUCUGGGAUACCAUUCCGAGCUGCCAGGGACUGAACAAAGCAAGGGGAGCGGGGGACCCACUUGGUGUGAGGAUUCCCCUAGGGCAGAGCAUGGGAAGUGGCGCUAUGGACGAUGGCCCUUGGGACUCCUUCCUCAGGGGUUCUACGACAUUCGCCGCUCUCCGAUGCAGUGAGGAAGGAUAUAACGUGGGAGGGUCUUUUAAGAGGCAGGGAUAUCUGGUGUUCUGGUCAGCCUUGUUCGGGCAACUUUAUUAUUAUUAUUUUUUUUUGGCAUGCUUUUUCCCCAAAGUUCCCCCAUCCCAUCAUUUUUGCAAAACUGGGGAGAGGGAGGGAAGGGUCAAUGCUACGGAAUGUAGCUCGUUUUAAUUCCUGCUUUUAAGCCGAGCAGGAAGCAAGAGAGGGGAACAAGCGGACCAGUCAGAAAAUAAACAGGGCUAACAGGUCUUAAUUCUCAACGGGAGGUUUGUGUCGUGACUUGCGCAGGAUGUGUUUGUUAUUUAUUAAAAAGGGUGGGGUGGGGGGAAUAGAAUUAUUGGCUGCUUGCAGUGCAAAACGGGAAGCCUGGUUCUGUAUUUGCCAGCCUCCACAAAGACUGAGGGACGAGGUUGCAUUAGAUGCAACUUAUUGCACCUGACUGCUGAAUGAAUUCAUUCCUGUUCUGGGAAUCUUCCACAUGCGAAGCCAGGAGGAGGUGUGCUGACUAAUCGAAAGCCCACCGUGCGGUUAAGCAAACCUGUCUUGGGGGCAAGAUACUCUCCCCCCACCCUCCGUUUCAGAAAUCCCACCCGACCUCAAUAGUUAGUGAAGAGAAAGACCAGGGGAGACAGGAUAGCAGUCUUCCAAUAUUUGAGGGGCUGCCCCAGAGAGGAAG